AUGGCUAAAACCUUGCAAGAUUUUGGGAUUCGAGCGGACGCUUUGAGGAAGGCAUCGCAACACAAGCCUGAAGACGAAGAUGGGGCCGACACCAGAGAUGCUGAUCUAUACCAGAAUGCCGCCGAGAUCCAGGCUCUGCUGGACGGAUACGACUCUAGCAACGGGAUUGUCACACAGCCUGGCUCGUUUGUUGACCUCUCCUUCAACGAUGGCUUCACACCGAAUUACGCCUUGCCAAAACCCGCGGCAGACAUAUUGCCCACAUUGGACACUACGUUUCUGCCGUCAAUAGAUGUCGCUGACUGGCUUAUGCCCAAUGGGCCGGGGGACAGCUGGCUUUCACCUGCCAUCGACUUGGUGGCUGGCCGAUGA
This is a messenger RNA of Cladophialophora carrionii CBS 160.54, 372 nucleotides long. RefSeq lists its product as uncharacterized. NCBI's taxonomy places the organism in Eukaryota, Fungi, Ascomycota, Eurotiomycetes, Chaetothyriales, Herpotrichiellaceae. The transcript has a single exon. The record is from RefSeq and is a predicted model, not a curated record. Bases 1 to 372 code for a protein of 123 amino acids.